ACAGCGUAACAGCGCUACUCCUCUUCUCUUUCUCACCGCUCCUUUCCACCGCCGGCGAUUCUCAGCCCUGCCCCGACCAGCGACCCAGCCUUCUCUCCACCACACCAGCCGCUUCCACAAACCGUUCAUUUACUACAUUUGUUGAGUUGAAGAUGUCAAAUUCAGAGUCUUUCACCCAAGACAUAGGAAGCAAUCAGCCACUCAAUGAUAUACUUGAAGAUAUUGAAGUUGAAGAACUAGGGCUCAAGGGAGAGGAAGAGGAAGAGGGAAUGGCGCCGCCGGCAUCAAAAAAGCGUAAACACGCAGUAAGAUCGGGUAUAUGGAAAAUUUUUGAUAAAGUGUUUGAAGAUUCAAUUCAAAAAGGAAAAUGGAAACUGUGUGGAACGUGUAUAGCUGCUGAUUCGAAGCACAAUGGCACAUCCACUAUGUGGAAGCAUCAUGCUUCAUGUUUGAAGAAAAAUGAAGCGGAAAAGAAUCAAACCAUUUAGAUUCGUGGAACGAGAUGGAUUUCGUUUAUUCUUCCGUGAUAUGUUACCAAACUUUAAUAUCCCGAGCAGAUACACGAUAAGAUCGGAUUGUGUGAAGAUGUUUCUAGAGGAGAGGGAACUAUUGAAAGUGAUUUUCUCCAGACCAGGCAUGAGUAGAGUAUCAAUUACCACCGGCUGUUGGACUAUAGUCAAUAACACAACCUUUAUUUGUGUUACAUCACAUUUUAUCGACCAGGAAUGGAGGCUGCACAAGAAAAUAAUCAGCUUCUUUGACAUUACUAGUCAUAAGGGGGAUGAUAUUGCUAAGGUGUUGAUAAAGGCUCUUACGAACUGGGGCAUUUAGAGCCUUUUUUGUUGCACCAUGGACAAUGCUAAAAACAAUGAUGUAUCAAUCUAGGAAAUGAAGUCCAACUUUAAUGCGAGAGGCAUGCUUGUUGCCGAUGGACAAUAUUUUUCAUCAAAGGUGUGUUGCACUUGUUGUCGAAGACGGCAUGAAACAAAUGGGCAUGGCUGUUGUACGAGUUAGAGAAGUCGUGAAAUGGAUAAAGAGUUCAUCAGCUAGGUCUAACGCCUUCAAGGAUAUUGCCAAGGUAUGUAAGGUUGAUACUAAAAUUUUGUGUCAAGAUGUACCAACUAGAUGGAACUUGACUUACUUAAUGCUCGAGCUGGCAUUGCCAUAUGAGCUGGCUAUAAAGUUGUUCAGCAACGUCAAUCCCCAGUUUGGUAGGGAUUUGAGAAACCUGAAACACAACGACCUCACAGUUGGCGUACCUGGAGAAGAAGAUUGGAUUGAAGUGAGGAAGGUGUGUAGUUUUCUCCAAUUCUUUUAUGUUAUGACUCGUCUCGUCUCUGGCACCAUGUAUGCUACCUCACAUUCAUUUCUUAUGGAGAUGUGUGACAUAUUCCUUAUCAUAAAACUGUUGGAGGAUGGUGAAGAUGCUGAGGUUAGUUACAUGGCUAAGAAGAUGAUGGAAAAACUUGGUAAGUAUUGGUUAGAGGAAUAUGAGCUAAAUCCAAACAUGAACAAAAUUCUGUACAUUGCUGCAAUGCUUGUUCCUAGACAAAAGAUGAAGCAUGUAGAGUUUUGUUUGAAGAAGUUGUAUGGUGAUGCACGGGCAAAUGAGUUGGCAGAGGAGUUGAGAAAAUCAAUCUUUGACUUAUUUGAGUUGUACAAGAAAGAAUUCACUCCAGUGUAAACACGACCACGAACAACUUCAACUAGCCAAAUGUCGAAUAGGCCAAUUGAUCGGCGUUUUCUUGGUAAAAGUUCUUGUAACAUUCUCUGCGUUGCUAGUGAGGAAGAUGAUGAUAAAGGUGAAGCUCAGAGCUCACUCGUUACUUCGCAGAGAAGCAAUACAAGGCAAGUGAACAUGAGCAUUUUGACAUUCUUAUAUGGUGGAAGACAUGCGGUAUUUCCUUUCCUAUUCUGUCAGAGAUGGCUAAAGAUAUCCUAGCUAUUCAUAUAUCAAGCGUUGUUUUUGAGUUGGCAUUCAGCAUGGGGGGCGUGUGCUGUCGACAUUUAGAAACUCUUUGGCACCGGAAAUGGUAGAAGCUUUUAUAUGCUCUGAGGAUUGGUUGAGGUCUAGUUCUAGUUCUGCCGAUCUCAUGGAAGAAGAUGGAGAGCCAAACCAUUUUUGAGAAAGUAAUACUAUGAAACGGUGGAGGCACUCUAUAAGGAUGGCAAAUUGACGUGGCCAUUGGACGGUGCAGAAUUUGGAGAAUUGGAAAGAACUCAUUCAAGUGAUCAUGAUGAAAGUUAAAUUUAUCGUGCAUUUGGUUUGGAAUUUGAAAAUAUUGAACUUGGAGGUUUUUUUUGAAUAUUUGAACUUUGAAUGGUUGAUGAAUUGACCUUGUUAUUUUGGAAUCUUUGAAUUUGGAGUUGUUUACUUUUUUGAAUAUUUCAACUUUUGGAUUAAGCAUAUUAUAAGUAGGUUGUUUACUUUGAUUGAUUA
Messenger RNA from Salvia splendens (bonfire salvia), 2440 nucleotides. RefSeq names its product zinc finger BED domain-containing protein RICESLEEPER 2. The transcript is spliced from 3 exons. The coding region runs from base 905 to 1684 and encodes 259 amino acids. Lineage: Eukaryota; Viridiplantae; Streptophyta; Magnoliopsida; Lamiales; Lamiaceae. Gene Ontology annotation, molecular function: DNA binding. The record is from RefSeq and is a predicted model, not a curated record.